Molecule: messenger RNA, 1143 nt
Organism: Aureobasidium melanogenum CBS 110374
Lineage: Eukaryota; Fungi; Ascomycota; Dothideomycetes; Dothideales; Saccotheciaceae
Exons: 4
Coding region: 1-1143 (380 amino acids)
Source: RefSeq, a predicted model, not a curated record
AUGGCGGCCGCCCUGAGGGCCCAAACGCUGACCCUGACAGUCCCAAAGGCCCGUCGUCCACGCUUCGACCUCAAACUAAAGAUAUUCGACCUGAACAACGUCCCCCUGGUAUCCGGCACCUGCUUCGUCAAAUGGCACCUCCCCUCUUCGAGCGCUGCCGAACAUCGCGGUCGCACCACCAAGUGUAACAUUAAAGAUCACAAGGUCGUCUUCGACUACGAGAAACAGACUCCCGUGCGCCUUGUUAUUGGCAAGGACCAGAUGUUGCAAGAGCUAUGGAUUCAUCUCGAGAUCAUACAAGAAUAUUCUAGUAGCGGAAAAGGAGAGCGCAUAACUCUGGGAAACAUCAAGCUCAACCUCGCCGAAUAUGUCGACACCAAUGACCACAAUCACGACUCGGAAGAAGGCGUCACCCGACGCUACCUCAUGCAGGACAGCAAGAUCAACAGCACUCUGAAGAUUUCACUACAGCUCAAGCAUCUCGAGGGUGAUCGAAAUUACUAUGCUCCUCCACUGCGCACUGCUCCUGUCUUUGGUGGAAUUGCUGGCAUAAUGUCUUCCGAGGUCACAGAAACUACCGAAGAGGGCAGUACCAUGCCUUCGCUAUUGAGUAAGAGCCGCGAGCACGGCGAGUUACAAGACAUGUACCGUCGGACACUAGCCGCAUCUUGGGUGGCUCAGCCAGGGGAACUAAGAGCCGACGACUGCAUCAAGGACAUCUUCGCUGGUGGUGAUGGCUGGGGCUCACAUCUGGACCACGUCCAACACAACCACCACCUCAACCCCAACAGCGAUGAAGACAAAUCCAAUUCAGCCAAUCUCACCCCAAAGGAACACUCUUCCAAAUCUCCGCGGUCUAAAAGCCCUCUGCAUGGCCAUCAUCGCAACGUCAGCAAGGAAAGCGUGCAAUCCGACAGGCGCAAAGGCUUUGAUGGCUGGUCCAAAGACAACUCUGCCAAUGGCAAUGUAGGCAAACACGGCACUUUUGGAGGCCGAAGUAGUCUUCAUCAGCAAGCCAUGAAACUCGAGCAAGAGUCUGCCAAACGCAAACAGAAACUUGGCCAUAACGAGGUUGACGAGUUUGAUAAUCCAUGGCGAGAAGAUAUGAUAUCGUGGAAAGUCGGCAGAUCGACCAUGAUUUAG